This is a messenger RNA of Argiope bruennichi, 2344 nucleotides long. Its product is annotated as sushi, von Willebrand factor type A, EGF and pentraxin domain-containing protein 1-like. Bases 356 to 2344 code for a protein of 662 amino acids. NCBI's taxonomy places the organism in Eukaryota, Metazoa, Arthropoda, Arachnida, Araneae, Araneidae. The transcript is spliced from 15 exons. The record is from RefSeq and is a predicted model, not a curated record.
UGAAACUUGUUAGAGAUGUGGAUGAGGAACGAAGUUUUUUAAUGAUACUGUAAAUCUUUCCCCCGGAAAAGUAUCGUUUUUUUAAUAAAUUGGGCUGUAUUUAGAAAACGUCGAUCUCAUUUUUCAAACGAAACUGUCUUUCAAGUUCAAGGUCAAACCGCAAUUGCAGAGAUUGCAAAUUUAUUUUUCAGUUUAGUCUGAUAAAAACAGAUGAUAGAAGAUUAUAUGUUGACAUAUGAAAGAUGAUUUAUGUGACAAUUGCCACAAGAAUUUGUGUCAGAUUGAGAGAAUUCAUGGAAUAAUUGAGUGUUUGUUGAGGUAAAAAGUGGACAUACGAAGUUCACUUGUUUCAGAUAUGGAUGCUUUGUUAACCAGUCUAACUUUUUAUUUCUUUUCAUUGAAUUUGCAGCUGAUAUCAGCAAACAAGCUUACUUGUGGAUUUCCUGGUACCCCAGCAUAUGGGUAUGUUAAACCAGACAGAGCUACGUAUUUUGAAGGAGAACUCGUUUUAUAUUUCUGUAGAGUAGGUUAUAUACUUCUAGGGUCACCUAUCAGUAGGUGUACUGCUGAUGGAUCUUGGUCAGAAGAUGCGCCUAUUUGUGAUGACAGUAUGACAACGUUAGGUAUUGCAUCUUCAACACCAACUGUCCCAGGUCAUUCAGCCGAUCUCGCCAUUGAUAGAGACAAAAAUACCUGCUCAUAUCUGAAACCAAAAAAACCCAGAUGGUGGAGAGUGGAUCUAAAAGGGAAACAUAAAGUGUUGUCUGUUGCUGUAACAGUGAUUUCUCCAGAUAAAUACAUGAAAUUUAGUGUGUUUAUAAUAAACAUUCAAGAGACCAGUGCUUCUUACAAAAGAUGUGAAUCUUUCACUGGAAAGUUUGACACCCAAACUGUUGUUUUUUCUUGCGCCGAGGGAAAAGGCAUUGAAGGUCAGAAAAUCCAUAUAGAAGACCAUCUCCAAGAAGAAAUUUUCGAAAUCUGUGAAGUCGAAGUUCAAGUUGAGAAAGACACUGGAUACGAUUGUGGUAGGCCCAGCCGAAAUCUUUACUCUAUCACUUACAACCCAAAAAAUGGGAAGGUGGAAUAUGGUUGCAUCAGAGGGUAUGAGAUGAAAGGCAAAGACUAUAGACACUGUUUAAGUACUGGUCAGUGGUCAGGUGAUCCGCCCAUUUGCGUGCCAAUUCUCUGUGAUAAUCUGGAUGACCUUGAACAUGGAAAUGUGCGAAUCACUUACGACAGUGAUAGUCCACCAAUGAAAGAAGCAGUCGCAAUUUAUAAAUGCAAUGAAGGUUACAAGCUUGAGGGACCUUUCAAACGAAAUUGCUUGAAAGAUGGAUCAUGGAGUGGAGAAGAUCCACAAUGCAGAGCCAUCCGGUGCCCAAUUCCAGAUGGCGAAGAUCAAGGUGGAGUUUACAGGCUAGUCAAUAAAACGAAUAGUAUGGGGAGUAUGGCAAUGUUAAGAUGCAAAGACGGCAAGAGAGAAGGAGACAAUCCAUACAUUAUAUGUACUGAAGAUGGCGAAUGGACCAAGCCGGAAGCUUACUGUAUUUUACCCUCAACAGACGCUUAUACAAGUCAGGAGCCACCAAGAAUAGAAAAUCAAGGAGAGCGAAAAACAAAUAAAGAAUCAUCUAAUACUUCCUUUCUAUAUAUAGCAACUUUAUUUAAAUGUUUAAUUCAAUUUUUUAGAUUUGGAAUGGUUGUUGCUGCUGUCAUGAUCGCUGUCUUAAAUUCAAAUAAACCAGAACUUCCAAGUCGUUCAAUUGAACCCCCUGUGCCAAUCCCAAGACCACCUUUAAGGAUUAAUAAAAAUGUUGCAUUUAAAUCUGUUUUCACGCGGCUCAUCAGUCGAGAUAAUGAUGACAAUCAAGAAGAACCCAAAGUUACAUACAAGGAUGAGCCAGCUGUCAUUCAAGUAGAAGUGUUGGAUAAUGAUGAUUCUGGAAAGAAAGUAGAACCGCUCUCAUCAGUUCCUGAACAAAAUGAAGACACCAGUCCUGAAAAUGUAGUUCUUGACAUAGAAGACAAAAGCAAUAAAGAUUCAACUCCAAAAGAACCACGAAGUGCCGUGACAGAGCCAAUCCACUUCCUCUGGAUGAGCUCGGGAGGGAAAAGACAUUUCACUCUCCACCUCUUCCGAAGCAUGCUUUUAUCAGCAAAUCCAAAGAUGAAGAGGAGAAGGAAGAAUCUAAAACAUACUGUGACCAAGUUAAGAGAAAUAUUAAACGACAAAGCUAAGGAGAAAGGAGAAAGAAAUGCGAAGGAAGAAAGAAUAGCGAAAGAUGAGAAGAAAGCCGAAGGAGAAGAAAAGAAGAAAUCCGAAGCUCCUGCAGGAAGGGAAUAA